GCGAUCGCUCUUUAUGCGGCACGUCGCGCCGCCGUUCGCCGAGGCGCGCACGAAAGUGCACGGUGUCACAUUUUGAGUCUCUCUUGUUCGCCUCCUCAUACAGCCCUGUCAGUGAAUUUAAGAUGGCUGCUUUGUGUACCAGUGUGUGUGUGUUUUUUUUUUCUCUUUCUGUGGCUCCUGCAUCCCACUCCCCUCACGCCCACCCUCCCCCCCUCCCUCCACAUCAGUGUCCGUGUUUUCUCUGGAUGUGUUUGCGGGACUGCGGCGCCCGGUCGGGGCACGCGGAGCUCCGGGAGAAAUCGAAACGCUCUUUUGUCGGGUCCGAUGGUCGCGGGGCAGAGCUGGAUGCAUACGAUGAGGCCACUAUAGGGGCCACUCUGUAGUCCGCAGGCUGUGCACCAGCACACCGCCUGCAUUCAGCUGCACGACUCUUCCACUCCCACCACCCCCCCUGCUCUGCACGCGUUAUUCGCCGCCACGACACGUCGUUAACAGUCGGACUCGUUGACCACGAAGUCCCUUUGUUGUGGUCUCACAACCUGCUGUCCCAAGGCCGAGCUGCAGACAUUGUCGUCUGAGGACACUCGCCGACUAUACGGGGAAUGAACGUAGGCUGCUGUGUGUUUCUGUGCAACCAGAACCUCUCAUGGUGUUAUUUGUUUUCCACUGCAGAUCUGUCCAGAUGGAUAAAAUGCAGCCCAACCGGAUUAAAAUCACAGAUCUGAAUCCACACCUCUCGUGCCCACUGUGUGCUGGUUACCUAAUUGAUGCUACGACCAUUGUAGAGUGCCUGCACUCCUUUUGUAAAACUUGUAUCGUUGCCUUCUUGGAGACAAAUAAGUUCUGCCCCAGAUGUGACGUUCAGGUCCACAAGACCUGCCCACAGCUCAGCAUCAGGGCAGACAAAACUCUACAAGAUAUUGUUUAUAAGCUUGUUCCGGGGUUAUUCAAAGAUGAGAUGAAACGGAGGCGGGACUUUUACGCGGAGAAUCGUGUUUUGGAACCGGGGGAAGUGGUGGAGACGUUUAACAUAGCUGAGGAUGAAAUCAUCAGUCUGUCCAUACAGUUCUACGAGAGGAACAAAAAUAAUGAGAGACAGCAUUCAGAGUUGGAAGGAGACAAGUCCAAUGGUAAACGCUUCCUGCAGUGCCCAGCAGCGAUGUCGGUCAUGCACUUGGCAAAGUUCCUCCGUAGCAAGAUGGAUAUUCCCAACAACUAUCGGGUGGAGGUUUUGUAUGGAGAUGAGCACUUGAAGGACUACUACACACUAAUGGAUAUUGCCUACUUUUACGAGUGGAGACGAACUGGACCCAUCCCCCUGCAGUAUCUGGUCAAACCCAGCAGGAAGCGCAGGAGGCCCCCCCAGUCUGCCGUCCAGGGCCACUCCGACGGCGUCAACACCAGCCCGACAUCGGAGAGCGACUCCCAGAGUGACAAAGUCCACAGUCACACGGCGGCCCAGCCGCCCAGAGCCUCCUCACAGUCCAGCCCCGCGUCGCACAACCUCCCCCCCGCCAUCCAAAGCUCCAACGGUACCACGGUGACCACCAACACUCAGCGACACACUCUGGCCUCCAAACAGGGCGCCAACGCUCGCAAGGUGACUGUCAACGGCACGAGCUCCGGGGCCGGCAAAGAGGAGGCGAGAGGGGGCGACAAGAGCGGGUUGCCUCCGACGACCUAACGUGCAUCGAGGGGAGCGGGGAGGACAGUGUUGGAAUUGCUCCCCGACCUUCUUUCUAAAUAGAGAGACGAGCUUGAGCCUUCUGGACAAAAAGGAGGCAGAUUACGGUUCUCAUCUUUCAGCGGGAAAGAACGAGAAGGGCAGCCAAAUAGACACUUGUGCGCGUGUGUGUGUGUGCGCGCGCGUGUUUGUGUGUUUAUGUGUGUUUAGACUAGAACAGUGCACACAUACAAACUGUACAGUAUGUAUCAAAUGUGGGCAUGUGUGCAUACAUAUGUAUAAACUUAUCUUUUUUACAAGAUAUUGUAAUCGUUUUGUAUUGUAUAUGCAGUGGGUCCUUUUCAUUUCCAUACUGUAAAUGUAUCAACAUUGAUCUGCCUCCAUAACACUUGGGACAAAAUGAUGAAACGGUAUUGCAGUGUUCAUCGCUGCAGGAGUUGGAUGUAAAGAGAAAAACAGUCAUGUUAAUUACUGCUGUAUGUGUCCAUUAAAAGCAACUGUUCAUCAGGUAACACAGGUACAUUACAUUGAACUGUUGAUGCACUUUGUCAAAGGUCAGCUCACGCAAUCCAACAAGUAUUUUCCAACUGGAGAAGCAUUUAUAUUUACAAAGUUCCUAGCACUACCACGCUUGUGAAAAGAUGUUUGUCAUCAGACCAUGGUUUUUUUCUCUCGUGGCAGUUGAAGAGCUCAAAAGGGAUUUUAAUAUUUGGCCAUAUAUGUUGUAGUUCCAUACAUUUCAACAUUCCUUUUGUUUCUUUUCAACAAGCAAUGCUAAAUUUUUUUAUCAGCCAUAUGUGCAUGUUUUAGGUCAAUAAAAUGUUUACUUACUAGGUU
This is a messenger RNA of Pungitius pungitius (ninespine stickleback), 2521 nucleotides long. RefSeq names its product polycomb group RING finger protein 2-like. NCBI's taxonomy places the organism in Eukaryota, Metazoa, Chordata, Actinopteri, Perciformes, Gasterosteidae. Gene Ontology annotation, biological process: negative regulation of transcription by RNA polymerase II. The transcript is spliced from 8 exons. Bases 647 to 1684 code for a protein of 345 amino acids. The record is from RefSeq and is a predicted model, not a curated record. Gene Ontology annotation, cellular component: PRC1 complex. Gene Ontology annotation, molecular function: promoter-specific chromatin binding; metal ion binding.